Molecule: messenger RNA, 985 nt
Organism: Triticum urartu
Lineage: Eukaryota; Viridiplantae; Streptophyta; Magnoliopsida; Poales; Poaceae
Source: RefSeq, a predicted model, not a curated record
CCCUCCUCCUUCCUCUUCUCUACCGCCGUUCGUCUCACCGGCCAGCACAGCAGCAGCGCGAGGAUCCAUGGCGGGGGAGGCCAAGGAGCCGGAGGCGGCCGCCCAGGGCGAGGGGUCCAAGCCCAAGACCAAGGCCAAGAAGCCUAAGGCUGCGGCCGCGGCCGCCGAGGAGCGGGAGGGGGCCAAGGCCAACAAGGCCAAGAAGCCUAAGCCCGCGGCUGCGGCCGCCGAGGAGGGGGAGGGGUCCAAGGCCAAGAAGCCUGCGGCUGCGGCCGCGGCCGCGCCGGUGCCGGCGAUGGCGGAGGCGGAGGUGGAGGAGCUGCCCAAGGCCAUCGUGCGGCGGCUGGUCAAGGACAAGCUGGCCCGGGCCGCGUCCGGCGGCGAGGGGGCAGAGGGAGGGGCCGAGGUGAUUGUGAACAAGGACGCCAUGGCCGCCUUCGCCGAGAGCGCCCGCAUCUUCAUCCACUACCUCUCCGCCACGGCUAAUGAUGUGUGCAAGGACGGAAAGAGGCAGACGAUCAACGCCGAGGACGUCUUCAAGGCGCUCGAUGAGAUCGAGUUCCCCGAGUUUGUAGAGCCCCUGAGGACUGCUCUGGAAGAGUUCAGAAGCAGAAACGCAGCCCGGAAACCAGCAUCAGGCAAGAAGCAAUCUGAAAAUAAGAGGAAACUGGAUAAAGAGGCAGUGCCCGAAGAGCAAAAUGGUGCAGCCGAUGAAGCCAAUGCGGGGGAGGAUUAGUUUUUCUGACCUUAUGAUAGGCUGAAUCUGAAUCACAUUAGUGGGUGUAUACUUCUUAGCAGUAUGCCCCUUGUGCUCUCUUUCGUGAUGUCUCUAGAUGCAGAACUGCUGUGUACUUGGUAUCAUGAUGUAUGCAGUGACUCAUGUUUUCGUUCCAAACAUCGUCAGCUAUGCUAGCUCAAAUUAGAAACCUCUUCUUGGUGCUAUUUAAAUUACCACCUUUGGUGAAAUAUACUGUUUUUGGGUUAA